ACGAACGGUGGAUGUACACGGUCGUACCUGUCUGCCGCUAGCUGUGUCGCACUGUGUCGCACUGCAAUCGACGCGCGAGCAACAACGGGGCAGGCGACAACGACGGUGACGGUGGCGGUGGAUGAGAAGAGUGUCCUUUGGUGGCGCAUGCACCACGUUGCAACGCGCGGAUACUACUCCGUCGGGGCCCAUUGCGGGGUCCAAGGAUGGUGAGCUCUCGUACAUCCAUCGUGAACGUCACGUCCACCGUUAACGGUAGCGGUGUAGCCGACGGCGCGAGGAACACGUCGCGCGAAGACGAGAGACGUGCGACGAACGGCGUCGGCAUCAGCGUCGGCGUCGGCGUCCCUCAAGAGUGGAAUCAGAGUGGGCCGCCCUCGCUCUCGAUGUCGGUCGACCUGCAUAAUUUCGACAGUUCGACUCUCACAGACUCGGGACGGUAUUCCGCGAGCCCGGACGAUCACCAGGCCGCAUCGGCCAAUGCUACCACAAUCAAAAUCGGCCGUCACGACGAAGAGGAGAGCUACGAAGGUUUUGGUUCCGUUGAGGGCGAUUUGGUGGAUGAUGGACCGGAGUCGCCGGGUGGUAGCAGUUCCACGCCCUCGCCAACCGGUACCAACUUGCACAGAAAUCCAAGAAGUCCGAAUUCCACCAUUGGAAAACAUUCCUGGUUGCGUACGUCGCUGCGAAGAACGCCUCCUUGCUCGGGCAGAAAGAGGCUCAGUUCUAACGCUUUAGCAAGCCAACUUUAUCGCAGUGGCAGCUUCAACAGUUCUGGAAUGGGCUCGAAUUACGAUGCUACGGACGAUGUGUACAGCGAUGUAUCCUUGGAGGACGUCAUGGAUCUCAGCCAUAAAGUUCAAAUGAUCCAAGAGCAAAUGGAUGCUUUAGCGGAUACUAAGUCGGUCGGUGAGGAAAGGUACGCUCGAGCGAAACAAGAAAAUGCAACAUUACAGGCGCGAAUAUUGAUGCUCGAGGAAGCAGCCAAAGAUGCAGAAACGAGAGCCGAAGAGAGGCUUCAAGCCGAGCAACGAAGACAUCGGGAAUGGGCGUGUCGCUUGGAACGUGAACGUCAGUUGCAAUUGGAAAACUGUGACAUUAAGCUGCAAGCAGCGGAGCUGGACAAUACCAGUUUGCGGGAGGAGAUUGCGCGAAUACGCGAACAGCUCGAGACAGCGAGAACGGAUAAAGCGCAGCUUGAGAAUGAUCUCCGGGAGGCCAGAAGGGAAGCGGACGCCGCGCGCGAAAGUGAACGUCAUGCGAUAAGCCGAGCUAACGAGGCUCAUCAUAUGCUCGAUGUUAUGAGAGAAGAAGAACUUUCGUUACGGAACGAGGAUCAGCAGAGGCUUGAAGAACUGGUGCAGCAGGUGGUUCAACUUCAAGCUCGCAAUAAAAGCUUGGAAGAAUCUCGAGACGAAUUGCAAGCUGCUGCGGCGUUGCAGGCAGGUCGUGAACUUAUAAUGCUGAAUCCUUGUAAUAAUAACGCUGAAAAGGGUCCUAGUCUUGCUGUAGAAUUGUUAGCCGGCAUGAAUCCAGAUCAGAUAGAUGGCAAAGGAGAGCUCAAUGAACCGUGUACGAUGGCUGAAUUAAAACAAGCCUUAAAGGAGCAGCAAGAAGUGAACACGCAAUUAAGAACAUACAUUGAUGGAAUAUUAUUGAACAUCGUGGAAAAUUAUCCGCAAUUGUUAGAAGUGAAACAAAUGCACUGAUACAUAGCACAUAAUCCAUCAUUACAUUCUGUUUUAAUGCUUUCAAGGCAGUUGUACAUUAACUUUCUUUUAAUUGAAGAGACUCGAGGGGGCUGUCUAGAAUUUGACCAACAUAUAUGUUUUACAUAUUAAUAUUUUCGAAUAUUUGAAUAUAUAGCUCAAAAGCGCACUUGAAAGUCAAUUGUUAAUUAAAGUCGAGCCUUUUUAAAGCAAUAGUUCCCGCUUAACGUAAAACUCUAAAAGACGUUCAAUUAGCAUUCGCAAAAAGAGCCUUUUCUAAUUAUAAGUCUAAGACAUUUCUUCGGGUUUCUUUAUUUAUCUUAUCAGAAUCAAAAUUCGUAUGACUGUUUAAGUUCUAGGCAGCGACCAUCUCUGUACAUCUAGAAAAAAAAAAUAAUAAAGUGACGCUAUUGUAGUUGCAGUGUGUACAAUGAUACAAAAGAGAGAAUAUUCGACUGUUAUAUCUCUGAGAUGUCAUAUUAUUUGCAGAUCUAUGAGCCGUUUUUUUCCACUGCCAUCAAACUUCGUCGCGCUAGUAUCAGAGUGGUGAACAAAUUACGCUUCUCGAAUUCUUUACAUGUCGUUGGCUGACCUAAGCACUUUGCUAUACGCGAUAUCUUUAAAGUAUUCGUACAUAUUAAUGAUCAUAUAUGAUUAAUCCGAAUGAAUAUACAGGGUAUCCCAUAAUUAUUGAUACAGCGCUCGUAUGCAGAUAGAACGGAAUAAACUAAGUCGAAAAGUUCUAUGCUAUUUUGCAUUUUUCGUAACAGUUAACAAGAAAUCAUACUAAAAAUGGUCCUGAAUUCACUCUGAACUGAUUGUCCACCGUCUUUUUUAUUGAAACGAAAUCUUCUAACAGCACAGAAAAAUGUAUUUAAAAUUAAAGUAGUAUACAAGAGAAUUAGCGAUUGCUAAUAAUUUUAACUACUGUGAAAAUUGCAAACCAGUAAGACUUUUCGAGUCAGUUUGAUCCGCUCUGCCUGCAUACGAGCACUGUAUCAAUAAUUAAAAUUGGGGAUCACGUAUGCAUAUGUAUGUCAUGUAUCACGGUAGUGUCUCGCUAAGACAUUGCGUAAGACACUGCCGUGUUCCUUUAUGCAAACCGGCGAGUUGCUUUGGAUCGAGAUUAUCGGUACAUAUAUGUCAUGUAUAUGUACAUGUACGCGCGUGUGCGACAACGGAGAUGACAUAACUGCAGACUGCAUAUGUCGCGAAAAACUGUGAUGCAUUAGAGUACCUUUUCAUUGAAAAUUUGUGUCUUGGCUACACACGCCUAUAAUAUAUCAUACGGGCAACUAUCUUGUACUCUAGAUCUUUAUAUCGAAAGCUAGUAAAAUUGCAAUAAAUGAUUCUAUUUUGAUAUUCGUUUCGCCUUCUUUCCCGCUUUCCAAAAAUUGAUUUUGAUUUUCGAGAAAGUUGACCGGUACUUCGAUUUUCGUCAUCUAGGCUCGAAUAAAUCUCUUAUUGGAACGUGUUCUAAUAACUUCAAUGAUUUCAAAAAAAGAAGGAUUUGAUCGAGAAUUUCGAAAAAUGUGUCCCUGACGAAAUACAAAUUUUUACGAAGAAAUACAGAAAAAUUACAUAGAUUGAGACAAGAUCUUAGAAAUUAUUAGUUUUUCGUAGUGGGACAUAGAGCGGCGUUAUUUGAAGAUUGAAGAACCUAGAAAUCUUCUGCCCUCAAACAAUGUCACUCUACAUCCCACACUACGAAUAUCUCCGAAAAAUUAAGAAUUCUAUGCAGUUCUUCGUAAAAGUUUUUCUGAGUGCGUUUCAACUUUCGCUAUUCGUCAAAAUAUAUACGAUUCAAAAAUUCCUCUACCUGAAAAAUAACUUUCUAAAUAAUUUUGUGAACUUGCUGCAAGACACAAUCUACUAAGCGAGAAAAUUUCCAUUUUACUAUCAGCAAGGAAAUGUGGCAUCACCUCGUUAUAAUAUCCACAUGUACUGAUUGAAUCAGCAAUUUUUGAAUUUCUAGACUAAGAUCUUCAACUUCAGUUUAUUUGGUUUUUAAUAAAGUUGUAAUCAUUUGAAAGCAUUCAUAAUAUACCAAAACAGAAAUAGAAAUCAUAAAGAAACGUAUUCAAAGUGUAAUUAUGUAUAUAGCACCAGAUUUAUUCACGUUGCUUUUUUAAGAAAUGUUCAAAAAUUUUUGCACUUAAAAUGAGAUAAAUAUAUGUAUUAUACAUUCAGAUAUUGGAGAGAGAAACUAAAGAUUUUGAAUGCAAAAAGUUGUGUGUGCAAGCAACACGAACAAAUUUAGUGUUAAAACGAGUUUAUUAUAAAGAUGCUUCCAGACGAUUUGUUCAACAUAAGCCAACUUUGCACACAUUCGUUAAAUUGGUCUAUAUUCAUGGAGAAUUAUGCAUGUGUGUGUCUGUAUGUGUGAAUAUUUGACAAUCUGAUAUACAUUGUCCAUAUCGUCUGGAGGAACCUUAAGUGAGAGGGGCGAAUUCGCGUUUUCGAAACAAUCGCAGUUGUUUAGAGUAUACGGAUAAUUUGUUAAAAAGAUAAAUAAAAACAAUUUGUUAAAAAAUGA
Acromyrmex echinatior (Panamanian leafcutter ant) is the source of this 4245-nucleotide messenger RNA. RefSeq names its product rab11 family-interacting protein nuf (gene nuf). Lineage: Eukaryota; Metazoa; Arthropoda; Insecta; Hymenoptera; Formicidae. Gene Ontology annotation, biological process: endocytic recycling; regulation of cytokinesis. Gene Ontology annotation, cellular component: midbody; recycling endosome membrane; cleavage furrow. The record is from RefSeq and is a predicted model, not a curated record.